AACACCAUUACAACAUUAUUACAAAUAUAUUAAAACUCUCUUUCUAUUUCUAAAUUCCAGGGAAUUUCUCCCUCUUUUCUUUCUUUUUUCACUCACAAGUCAGAUCCCUUAAUCUUUCUGCUCUGUUCGUCCUUCAAUUUUGUUGGGGUUUUUUUUAAAGGUAAUAAUACUGAUCAAAUUUAUCUUCAAUUUUCCAAAAUUCCACAUUUUUGAAAUUUGUUUAGGCAUCGUUUCUGCACGCGAUUAUCCAUGCGUGCAAUGCACACAUUUAUCACAUCAGGACAUGAUCAUGGUGGUGUUUUAUUUGAUUGUGGUGCCGAUGAUCAUCGAUCAUUUUUUUUUUAAAUUUUAAUGCAUGUUUUUAAGAUUAGGGUUUUUGCUUUAUGUUUAUAGAUUUUUUAUUUAAUUUAUUUUUUUGGCAGGAGUUAAGAAUAAAUUAACUGAAUUCCUUGUUAGUGAUUCAAAUUGGAGCUAUUUCAUGAUAAAAAGGCUUCUCAUUCAACAUGGGGCACCGCAACAUUCAAUUCACUGGUCAUAUAACAAACGAAGCAGAUCAAGGCAUCUUUUAUUCCGGUUUAUCAAACUUCCCUCAGCCUAAUAUCCACCCACUCAUUCCGCCACCUAUAAACCAUUCCAAUUUCGAAUUUCAUCAUAUUCAAGAACAUCCCUUUUACUAUGGUACAAAUUUCGCUUCACCGUCCAGCCAUUACAAUCCACAUUUACCGCCACCACCCUCCGGUAUUAGAGACUUCUUCCCUAUUCAAGCAAACCACGGUGCAGAAAGAUUCCAUCGGAAUAUACCCUACAUGGACGGCAGCGUCGAAGAAUCUUUCAAGAGAAAGAACGCUGAGGUGGCUCACACGAGUUACCUGUAUCAAAACGGAGGCUCUAGUUCUUCUUCUGUCGUUCCUAUGCAUCAAAACAGAAACCCUUGGCUGGAUAUGAAUUUCGGCACUUUUGCAUGGACACAGCCUACUCCUAAUUUACCCUAUCUGCAUGGUUAUCAAGUGGCACCCGUAAAUCGAAGUGCACCUAGUUUUAUUGCUCCUAUUUCUCAAGGGGCAAUAAGGUACAACCCUAACCAUCCACCUCAAGUGGCUACUGCAUUUCUCGGUCCUGUUCAACCAACGGGCUUCCGAUUGUACCCCUCUCAUCGAAGGGAAAUUACGAUCGACCCGAACGGAAGAUACCGGAACCUUCCUCACUUGAGGGUUUUACCAGAAGAUGAAGUGGCUGUACUCGAGAUUCCUGGUGGCUACCGUGAAGCAGGGGAUUCCGGGGAUCAGCACAGAGACAUGCGUUUGGAUAUCGAUCACAUGUCUUAUGAGGAGCUUCUUGCAUUGGGAGAAAAUAUUGGUACUGUCGGCAGUGGAUUGACUGAUGAAUUCAUUCGAAAUAACUUGAAAACAAGAAUCUUCAGCUUGUCGCCAGCUUGUACUAAUCAAGAAGAGUUGACUUCGCCUGAUCAACGAGCUAUCAACUUCUGUGUUGUUUGCCAGAAUGAUUAUGAGUAUGAAGAAAAAAUUGGAACCCUCGACUGUGGGCAUGAAUACCACAGAGAAUGCAUAAACAAGUGGCUGCAUGUGAAGAACACUUGUCCUGUAUGCAAAUCCACAGCCUUGAGAACAAAUUUGUAAAUAGAUGGUGCAAUAAGAACAAAAUAAAAAACCUUCGGGUUUAUUUAAUUAUUGUUAAUCGACGAGAGAACUCUUCUCUUCAUGUAUUAUAUAUUGAUGUGUAAAUAUACAUGCAGAUAUACGACUGGCGCCUGAAACAGUUUGUUGGCCUUAUAUCUGUAUCGGAAAAAAAAAUGUACAGACUAAUUUGUUUGUGCUGUUUAUGCCUGAUGGCAGUAUCGGAAUUCAUUACUUAUCUUGUAUUAUAUGCACAUAUUUUGUUCUUU
This is a messenger RNA of Erythranthe guttata (spotted monkey flower), 1903 nucleotides long. RefSeq lists its product as uncharacterized. Gene Ontology annotation, molecular function: ubiquitin protein ligase activity. Gene Ontology annotation, cellular component: nucleus. The record is from RefSeq and is a predicted model, not a curated record. NCBI's taxonomy places the organism in Eukaryota, Viridiplantae, Streptophyta, Magnoliopsida, Lamiales, Phrymaceae.